AUGUAUUCAUUUGUCUAUUUGUCUCUCGGCCGUGGCUGGCAUUUGUACUCUUUUCCCCCAACCGUCUCGCCUCCAGCUCCGUCCAGUUUCCCAACUACCGUCCAGACUCGCAGUCUGAACGCCACCUCGAUUGAGGUCUCCUGGAGUCCGCCUGGCAUUCGUCAGCGCAACGGUCGUCUCACGGGCUAUCAAGUGCGCUACUUCGAGGUCGCCGAUCCUGUUGGUACAGAUCGGAUAGCCAGUCUUCCCAGAGACAGACAGCGUCGCCUGCAAGUCCACGCGCUCAAGGUGAACACGUACUACGCGUUUGCAGUACGCGCCAUCAACGCAAACGGCGAGGGUCCCUGGUCGGGAUUCAGCAAUCACAAGACCAAUCUGAAAUGUAAAUCAACUGGUUGA
Messenger RNA from Protopolystoma xenopodis, 399 nucleotides. NCBI's taxonomy places the organism in Eukaryota, Metazoa, Platyhelminthes, Monogenea, Polystomatidea, Polystomatidae. The record is from the annotation of a GenBank genome assembly.